AGCUGGAGCUCUGUUCGAGGAUGGUGGCGCGCGGGAUGGUGGAAGGAGCCUGUCAUGGCCCAGCGCUUUGCGCCUGCUGCACAAUCGGUACCGAGUACGGUGUAGAGCGAGGCUCCAGCUCCAAGCCCCAGGCUGCACCUUUCGGAGCUCGUAGGGGCGUAAUUUCAAACUCGCAUCUUUCCUUCGUCCCUCUCGAGCUCGGAAUCUCUGACCUUGAAACUCCCAUCGCUCCGAUUCCCUGGUCGCCUCUUCGCCGCUGCUUCGCUGGUUCCCUCGAUCCCUCCGCUCCCCUCGGCGACGUCGCUUCAACAAACCCUCCGCGUCCUCCUCGCCAGGACUUCGCCUCAUUGCUUGCGCGGACAGCUUCAACCACCCCAAUUCAAAUGACAAUCCACUUCUAGGAUGCCUCCCCGAUCGGCCGACAUCCGCCAGCGGCGCAUCAUCCAGCUGUCCGAGCAGUGGGCAAUCCAGCUCCCGGCAGCUCCAGCGCCGCUCACACGACCCCAGAACCCGCCCUCGUUCCGCUCCCUCAAUGACGACCAAACAGCUGAAGAUCUAUUGGUGAGGCGAUCUGCCGAAAUCGCCCAGCUGCGGCCCAAGACCGGGCUGUCUCGAGCAUUCUCCUCGAGUAAUUUGAAAAAAGGCAAAGGCUAUGAGCCAAAGGACAUCCUCGACGUCCUAAACCAAUGGGUCAGCAAUUGUGGCUCGCCCGGUGUGGCCGAGGCGCUCAUUGCCAAGCUGGCUUCCUCGGGUGUUGACAUUCACGGAAUGCAAACGGGAAAAUCGGGACUUUUGGCUAGAAGACGAAGUGUCGAAAACGUUGGCGACAGAACUCGCUUGCUCAAGGUCGCCGUUGAGCGCGGGCAGCUGGAGAUGGUCCAGGUCUUGAUUCCUCACGCCGACCCGUUUACCCUCGACAACUGCCUCCCGGUGGCAAUCAAGAGCGGAAAUACCCCAAUCGUCGAACUCCUGCUGAAAUACGGCGCCAAUGCAGCCCAAACACCGGAGGGGCAGGACGCCUUUCGCCAGGCCUGUGUCGCCCAGGGAUUAUCCAGCAUGGUCGCUCUCCUUCUCCAGUCUGAUGGCAGACCUUCGCCGUUGUGUGUGUCUCAGGCUCUGAGCGACGCAGCGAGGGCGCAAUGUCUAGGGACCGUGCUACACCUCACACGUUCCACCGCCGAUGGGAACUACAACCGAGCCGAAGCCCUCAAAAUUGCAGUUAAUAGUGGGCGCCGAGACAUUGCCAUCGCCAUUGCCAUGGGAAAUAAGCCUCCGCUAAGUCCCGGGCUUGAGGAGGCUUUUCAGCUAAUAAUGGAACACAUCUCACUCAGCCCGACCACAAAGUUGGAGAUUGCAGAGCUCUUACUGUGCUGCGGCGCCCAGGGUGACAUUCUCUCACGGUCCCUCGAAUUAGCAUGUGCCUCUCAAUUUUUCGAAAUGGCUAGUCUUCUCGCGUCUUACGGCGUUUCGGUCGAAUUCAACGAUGCCUCCGUUCUCAAAACUGCAAUUUCGAGAGGCCAGUCUGAGCUUGUCGGUUCCUUGCUAAACGAGAACUCGACAAUCAAGCCCGCAUUAGCCUCUAGCUGCCUGAAUCUGAUUCCCCGGCAAGCACCAUUCGAAACCAGAUAUGCGCUACUAUAUCUCUUGCUCAGAAAGGGAGCUGGUGGUCCCGCAUUGGAUGAAUGCCUCAUCCAUGCUGUCCAAUCUGGUGAUGUCCAGUCUGUCGACCUUGUUCUCUCGCCUCAUUUUCCCGACCCACAGUCCUCUCGUCGAGAUUCGAUCAAUCAACGGCGGUCUCGUGUUAAUAAUCGCCAUGCUGUUGCAUCGCCUGAUCACAGAAAUGGGGAGGCUCUGCGAACAGCAGUUGUGCGAGGAGAUGCGGACAUGACUGCCAAGAUCCUUGCUGCCAAACCUUCCCCCGAGACGCUGACGCUCGUCUUUCCUUUGACCAGGACUCUGUCUACCGUGGAUCGAUACCGGAUGAUUGAGCUCUUUCUUAAAGGCGCGUUAUCGGGCCAAUGCCUUCAUGCAGCCCUUCAAGACGCCAUCAACGAGGACAUAUCUCAGCGUGACGAUGCUUUAAUUCGCCUCCUUUUGAAGCACAACGCGGACAUCAACUAUAAUCAAGGCGCGGGGCUUCACGCUGUCAUAUUGCAAAAAGACAUCAAUCUGUUGUCCCUGCUGAUCCAAAAGGCUUCUCCUCAAACAGCAGCUGCGCGGUUAGCUGAUGUCCUGAAAGCGGACGAUCACCGCGCGCGUUAUGACAUGACAGCAAUUCUCUUUGGUGCAGGCGCGAGCAUCGGAGUCACAGAGGUAGCAACAGGCUUGCAAGCAACGCUAUCGGAGAGGCCAGUCGACAUGUCACUCUUGCGACUCAUUUUGCAGCAAGGGAAAGCCGACAUCAAUGCCCUUGAUGGAGCAAUCGUGACAAAAGCAGUCCAAAACCCCGACCCCAAGGUACUUGAGCUAGUGUUAAGCAUCGGGAAACCAUCUGGAGAUACCAUCAAUCGCUGUUUUGACGAAUUAGGACCUUUGGCCUCUACAGACAACAAGACGUGGAAACUCAGCAUGAUUCGAUCCAAGUCAACGAGAAAGGGAGACAUGAGUGGAAUGCUUGUGCAUGAAGUACAGUCUCUCCUUCGAGACACCACCAAACAAGCAACAAUCUCCACUCUGAAGCAGCUGCUCGACUUUGGCGCUGACCCUAACGCGUAUCAAGCCGCGGCUUUGUGCCAUGUUGUGACAGCAGCAAAUACUCCUCUCUGCGACCUACUAUUCAAUUGCCAGCAUCCCUUGACCCCUGCUUCGUUGGCAUCAGCGCUACCACACGCGCUGCGAAUCUCAGAUGCGAUGGAUCGGUUGACAUUUGCAAAGAGAUUGGUCGAAGCUGGUGCCUUUCCCCUCGAGGUAAACAGAGCAUUGAGCCAUGCCAUUAGCACCUACUCCAGCGAUGUAGCUCUCAUCAACGUCCUGGCAAGUGCAGCGGAUGCCUCGGAUGGAGAGGCUCUGGCUCUUUCGGUGUCAAAGGAAUCACCCGAAAUCUUGAGCAUGCUGCUUUCUCAGACGAAGCAUUCAGUCGAAAACAGAAAUGCCGCUAUGGAAAAUGCCAUGAAGAUUGCAGACUGGACGCCUAGACUUGCCGUUUGCACUCGACUGGCUAAAGCCGGAGUGUCUCCCCAGGUCGCCUCAAAUGCUUUGCUAAUCGCAGCUCGAGACGGUGACUUGGAGCUCGGAGACAUUCUCAUAGCCCACGGUGCCAGUAUUUCGACCAACGACGGCCAAGCGAUUAUCGAGGCCUGCCGUGGUGGCUCUGUGGAGGUUCUAGAUGUUCUUCUCAAGUCGGAUCUGAACGCCCAAAAGACGACCUUGGAGCGAGGUUUCCAGGCCGCGACAGAGGUCCGGGAUCUGAACAAGCGAGCCAUGGUAUUCCAGCGACUUUUAAAAAGAGGCGUUUCGGGCGAAGUCGUUGACUCUCAGCUGGUGUCAGCCGCAAGAUACGGGGAGGGUGGCCAAGAAGUCCUUAGGGUGUUGCUAGCUGCAGGGGCAGAUCCUAAUUUUAGCAAUGGCGAAGCAGUGGUUGCGACGACUAGGAGCGCCUUCGUUGGGAACCUUGAGUUGCUUCUUGGUCUUUGGCAUAAAGGCGGGAACCAGAAGAAGCCUUCGGCCCCAACACUCUUAAGGUCGCUCAAAGCAUGUUGGAAACUCAACCAAGAUAUUCGAUAUCAGAUCAUCGAAGACCUGAUGAAGGCCGGAAUGCCAGCCACCGAAGAGGUUCACAUCGCCUUGAGCAAGGCCGUUACUGAGGAUGAGCCUGAUGUGCGCCUCAUCAAGCUCUUGCUCGACAGCGGGGCAUCUCCAUUAACGAACGGAUGCCAGACCUUGCUUUCAGCAACCCAGCGAGUUGAAGCCUCAGUCCUGAAACUAAUACUAGAACGAGAGAUUCCUGAGGAUGACAUUAAUCACGUCUUCUCCAAGGGGUUCACGGCCGAAAAUUUCCAGAAAUGGUUCACUCCAGAUGGCUUGGAGGUGGCGCAGAUGCUUCUGGAUAAAGGCGCGAAGGGCGAUGCCCUUAGUGGUUCAUUGAUUCUUGCGAUUCAAAAUAGUGACGAGGAAACAGCCGCGCUUACGGAUUUGUUCAUUGACCUUCUCGUUGCUCAUGGGGCGGACGUCGAUUUUAUGGAUGGCGAGCCGCUCAAGCAGGCCGCUUCGAAAGCCAACGUAUCCUGGACCAAAAAGCUUCUCGCCUGUCACCCUUCACCCCGGACACUUGCGAUUGGCUUCGAUCACAUCUUCGAUAGUGCCAUGUCAGAAGAUGAGGCGCUGGAACUCUUCAAACUAUUCACCGAGUACCAGGAAGGCGAGGUGCGCAUGGACGUCAUGGCUCGGAACCCUGGAUCUGAGCCAGUUCUUGUGAGAGCCAUUUCACAGUACCCAAGAUCAAAGACUGUCCUUGAGGCGCUUUUAGAUGCGGGCUAUUACCACGAUCAGACUACCUUGUACCGUGUUCUUCCCGACAUGGAGGAAUCAGAAGAGGUGACGCUGCUGGUUUGGGCCAUUGCUCAACCUCAGAAGAGGGUUAGCAGCUCUCUGAUCGAGUUGCUCAUCGAUCGUGGAGCCAAUAUCAAUUUUGAGACAUCUACCAGCCGGUCAACACCGCUCAUGCUCGCAAUCCAGACCCGCCGGCCAGAUGUGGUCAAGAUGCUUCUUCUUGACGGAGCUGAAGUUGAUGUCACUGAUGCCUUAGGCCGGACGCCGCUUUCAAUGGCAACGGAGAUCGGUGGCGACAUAUCGAUCCAAAUGUUGGGUAACAUUCUUGCAGCCGACCCAUCUAAGGACGACGGAUCACUUCACAAUGCUGCACGGGAGCUCAAUCUAUCCGCUGUCCGAGUUCUUGUGCAGUCUGGCCACGAUCCAGAUUUCCCUAGCCCAUUGCAUGGCGGCCGCAGCGCACUUGGCGAAAUCUGCCUUCGCGGGUCUGACAUUGGCGAACUCACAGCGGACCGAGAGAAGUUGAUGCAAAAGGUCAUGUCUUUCCUCGUCGAUUCUGAUUCGGACAUCACCAUCAAAUCGCAUGGCAAAUCCCUGUUGCUACUUUGCCUCCAAGCCUUUGAUGCCGUGACUACGACACGCUGCUUUUUGAAGGUGGCCAUGUGGAAGCACAUCAACAAGCCGUUUAACCAGUUUGUUGAUGGAGAAUAUACAUACUCGCCGACAAUGUACAUCAUCAAGGUUCUACCAGCUUCCGACACUCGAGAUCAACUCCUCACCCUUCUUCGGGCAAACCGGGCAAUAGAUGUCUAUUACGCCAAUUCGGGAGACCAACCUGAUGACGCCAUCGGUCUCCCCAAAGACAUGGAGAUCCAAGAACGGGAGCGAAAGGCUCGACUCCUUCGCAUUGCGCAGGAGUCUGAGGACCACGCUAUUACGAUUGCGCGACGGAAAGAGGUUGCCAGCGUGGAGCAGCAGAUCUGGGCGCACAGAUCCGAGAUGGAAGAUGCUCGCCGAAACAAACUCCACAACGAGGACAUCUCCGCCGUACGCUCCAAAGCCCAGCUCGAAGAGUCGAUCUUCAACGCCUCGCUGUCAAGGCGCCUGUCGGAACAGCGUGCUCUGACCGACGCGUCCUUGUCGCGCACUAAGGCCAUUGCUUCCACGGAGCUGCAGACCGAGGAGAGCCGACAGAGGAAGAUGCUGGAGUGGGAGACGCGGAUGAACACGGAGCGCGUGGACAACGCCAGGGCCCUGAGUGCUCUCAGAAUCAGCGAGCGGGAGGAAGUCGAGCGCAUCGAGAGGGGCUCGGAGGACCGAAUCAAGAAGAGGCUUGAGGCGCAGAAGAAGCUUGUGGACAGCCAGGAGAAGUUGGCGAAACGAUUAGCGGCGGGUCCGGCGGGAGCGGAUACAAGACGACAGAUUGGCUAUGUGGAGGAGUUGAAUUAAGACUGAUGAUAUCCUGCUUUCUUUUUAGUUGGGCGCUGGGAGUUUGGAAAAAAUCACGAUAUCCAGUUCAUGUUUCUAGGACCAGACUAGGCGACAGAACAAUUUUAGGUAUAGAAAUGAAUCACACUUUAUGU
Molecule: messenger RNA, 6071 nt
Organism: Ilyonectria robusta
Lineage: Eukaryota; Fungi; Ascomycota; Sordariomycetes; Hypocreales; Nectriaceae
Exons: 3
Coding region: 403-5937 (1844 amino acids)
Molecular function (GO): protein binding
Source: RefSeq, a predicted model, not a curated record